GCUGGAUGUUUUCAGUUUUACGAAGGAUUAUGUGGAUGGAGAAAUUCGAACCAAAGCGUUUCACUCUGGAAACAAGCCGUGAAGUUGGACAUGGCAACCCUUACCAAGCAAGUUAAAUCGUAUGUGCAAAGCAAAGGGAGAAACUCAGAACCAGGUUAUUGAAGAUAGGGAUAUUUUUCCCCGUUUAAUUUUCAUGGCAUUUUAGAUAGAGUCUGUAGUGUUAUGGAAAACAUUGGCACUAGUAUCAAAUAAUUUUUGAUUCACUUCAUGUAUCGCGAGUUUCACGGCUUUACCCUGCACUCAGGUGAUCUUCAAAAUGACCCUUAAAGGAGCUGUGACGUCUUGGCUGUCUUAGUUCCAGUUGUCAAUGUUGCCAAAUACAUGUCUUUAUUCUUAAUGGAACUUAAUUUAAGCAAAUAAAUUACUUGCAAAUGACAAAAUCACCACUGCUUCAUGUCAAACAACUGAUUUGUCCUCAAAACAUUAUAUCAAAAGUUACAGACAAGGAGAAUGAACUUUGAAGAACUGUUAGGUUAACAAAUGUGAAAAAACCUCAAUUGCAAUCCGUUACAGUCUUCUUCAAAUUUUUUCCAGCCGUGCCUCCUUUUGUGCUUGCUGUGUUAUUUAUACCUUCUUUCACCGCUUUGAGCUGUUAUAUUUAUGUUUCAUCCAAUUUGGUGGCGGUUAAUUCACUGUUUGAAUUUGGAUAAAUUUGGUGACACAGCUUAUUUAUGUCGACGUUAUCCCUCUAUAGACUUUUUAAAGGACAGUAACUACCAACUGGACUUCGUUGAAAAUCACAAUGGACAUGUCAACAUAACUGAUCUUCCAGAUCUCGUUGCUUUCACGAUCUGUUUCUGGAUGAAGACUUCCGAUAGUACGAGUGCAGGGACUCCCAUAUGGUACAGAGUCCGAUAUGAAACUAAAGGAAAAUACAUCACUGCUAUUGCACUUGUGGACUAUCGAGGAUUCUAUGUUUAUAUUGGCGAGUCGAGGUCGUAAGUUAACCUAAUUUAUUUUUAUUUGGUCUCUUCUUAACGUGUAGGGCAAUGUUCAUCUUAUUUGUUUUUAUCGUCCACAAAAUAUCGCAAUAAUGAUAAUGGUCAAUGGUUUCUUGUAACACAUGGCGUUAAUAACAUUUUACCUUUUUACUAGGACAAAAACUAACUCGGCUGCAAAUGAUGGCUAUUGGCAUCAUAUUUGUUUGGUAUGGACUUCUCAAGGCGGAAAAGUUACUGUUCUUAACGACCUGUCAAUACUUUCAGGAACGAAAUUUUCUGAGGGAGAAACGAUUCCUGGUAUGCAAACAGCUGUCAUGCUAUAGAUGUCUUUGUUGGACAAAUUAGAUCGUGAAACUGAAUAACCCGACUUGAUUUACGUAACCUCGUUCGUGCCACGAAUCAGUUAGGGAGACAAUUUGCCACGGGCGUAGAAGGAGGGUGAGACUUGCAGACUGGCAGGAGGUAAACAUUGUAAGAGCUGUGAAAUGCUCUAACAUAUUCCCACUCCUUAAGCUUGCAUGACAAUUAAAAGACUAAAAUUUUAGGAAUAGUGAAUCUGUUAAAACAUUUCACAGCAAUGUUUACCUCGUCUACCACUCUCUACGCCCGUCGUGAAUUGUCUCCCAAUCAGUUAAAGCUCUAAAUUUCACGAUAAAAACUGAAUUAUUAGAAUGUCCUUAUAUCGGAAGUUAAAAAAUAAGAAGUGACUUCUCAGGUGAAGUACCCUUUGAAACAUAAAGUGUCAUAAGUCAGGAGAAAGGAGGUAAACGACGAUGCUUCUAAAAACCUUACUGUCAUUAUUUUCGACAGGAGGAGGUGAGUUUAUUGUUGGCCUGACAAGGGAUCUUGCAAAAGAAGAUCCCAAAGCUGGACAGUUUAUUGGUUUGAUAAGCCAUGUUAAAAUCUUCAACAAAGCCCUUGAUAGAAAGGAUAUGAAGUGGAUGUCACACGGCUGUGGCGAAGACUUUUCGCGUGCUAUUUUCCCCUGGUCGCAGUUUAUCAAUGGUUUGGUUGGGGACGUGAAAGUCGAAAAACCUGCUUUGUGUGCAGAUGGUGAAGGUGACGUACGCAGUGUUUUUUUUUUUAAGUAA
Porites evermanni is the source of this 2092-nucleotide messenger RNA. The record is from the annotation of a GenBank genome assembly. Lineage: Eukaryota; Metazoa; Cnidaria; Anthozoa; Scleractinia; Poritidae.